Ogataea philodendri is the source of this 717-nucleotide messenger RNA. RefSeq lists its product as uncharacterized. The transcript has a single exon. NCBI's taxonomy places the organism in Eukaryota, Fungi, Ascomycota, Pichiomycetes, Pichiales, Pichiaceae. Bases 1 to 717 code for a protein of 238 amino acids. The record is from RefSeq and is a predicted model, not a curated record.
AUGCGGAUGUUUCCUGUGGUGGUUAAAUACAAUGGCAUUGAAUCAAAGUCGAUCACAGACUGCUUGAGUCUCUUGGACACGGUAAACAUAUACUGCUUGAACACGUCGUGCAAAACUGGUUGCAUUGGAGAGUCUCUGAUUUUUAGCACCGAUGGACAGGACACGAACUUCAGUUGGUCACUGAUGGACAUAUCGUUGGUCACAUUGUGCUUGUCGAAGAAGUUGGCCAAUAUUUUGGGCUCGUCCAUGUGCUGGAUCGAAAAAAGAGAGUCCUUGGAAUUGAGUCUCUCCUCUUUCUCCAUGUCGGCUUCGAACUUGCGGUACAUGGCCAAAAGAGAAGACCCCUUAGGGAACAUAGAAUGGUAUCUGACCCAUUGUUCAUCGGUAGGCCAAAUCACAGCCUGGUCCAGGGAAUUGAAAGGAGCUUUCAUCACAGUGUCGACUUUGCGCAGAUCUGCACCAGACAUGGCUGUGAUGUGUCCGAUUCCUUCGCCAACCCCAAAUCUUCCUGCUCUGCCUCCAAUCUGCUUGACGCUCGAGUCCGACAGCGACGUCAUCCGACGACCAUCGUACUUCUCAAGAGUGGUGAAAACCACUCUGUUGAUCUUCAAGUUCAAUCCCAUUCCAAUUGCGUCAGAUGCCACAACAACGUCGUACUUUCCUUCGUUAAACAACCGUGCCUCUUCAGAACGGGUCUCUGGAGGCAGAGCACCGUAG